AGGAACCAGAUUGGAGAUCAAAAUGGCGGAGGAGCAGCGGGAAGCAACGCCGACAGAGAUGGAGGGGGUCACUGUCUGGCUUACGAUGAGGCCAUCAUGGCCCAGCAGGACCGAAUUCAACAGGAGAUAGCCACUAAACCGUUAGUGUCAGACCGGCAGGAUCUCUCAGUUCUCUCUAAGGAGUACGCCCAGGAUGACACCAUUUACCAACAAAAGAUCAAGGAUUUGCACAAAAAGUACUCGUACAUCCGGAAAACAAGACCAGAUGGAAACUGUUUUUACAGAGCUUUUGGUUUCUCACAUUUGGAGUCACUGCUGGAUGACAGCAAGGAGCUGCAGCGGUUCAAGGCUGUGGCGGCCAAGAGCAAACUGGACCUGGUGAAUCAGGGCUUCACAGAGUUCACUAUUGAAGAUUUCCACAACACAUUCAUGGACCUGAUUGAACUGUCUGAAAAGCAGCAGUCUCUGGGCGAGCUGCUCGACUCCUUCAAUGACCAGAGUGUUUCCGACUAUGUGGUGGUUUACCUGCGGCUGCUCACGUCCGGCUACCUGCAGCGUGAGCACGCCUUCUUCCAGCAUUUCAUAGAAGGAGGGCGCUCAGUGAAAGAGUUCUGUCAGCAGGAGGUUGAACCGAUGUCCAAAGAAAGUGAUCAUAUCCACAUCAUAGCCCUGGCGCAGGCGCUGAACGUGUCCAUACUGGUGGAGUACAUGGACAGGGGGGAGGGAGGCACAGUCAAUCAUCACGUGUUUCCUGAGGGCAGCGAACCCCGCAUUUUUCUGCUCUACAGACCAGGCCAUUACGACAUCCUGUACAAAUAACAGCGUCUGUCUUUGAAUUGCACAGUUGGACACAACGGCUGUGAAGAAACAUGCAUCUGCAAAAAUGACAGUAACAUGUUCAAGAACACAACACAUCGUGCCCCGACCUUCCCCCCCAUCACAAAAACUGAAAUAAAAUGUUUAAAUAUAGCAAUGACUCCAGGCAUUUAGAGUUGUACAGUUUUUUUUUGUGAUUGUAAAUGGUGUUGAUUUGGCC
Scleropages formosus (Asian bonytongue) is the source of this 1036-nucleotide messenger RNA. Its product is annotated as ubiquitin thioesterase OTUB1-like. Gene Ontology annotation, molecular function: cysteine-type deubiquitinase activity; ubiquitin binding. Gene Ontology annotation, biological process: protein K48-linked deubiquitination; negative regulation of double-strand break repair. Gene Ontology annotation, cellular component: nucleus. Lineage: Eukaryota; Metazoa; Chordata; Actinopteri; Osteoglossiformes; Osteoglossidae. The record is from RefSeq and is a predicted model, not a curated record.